Pelobates cultripes (western spadefoot toad) is the source of this 420-nucleotide messenger RNA. The record is from the annotation of a GenBank genome assembly. NCBI's taxonomy places the organism in Eukaryota, Metazoa, Chordata, Amphibia, Anura, Pelobatidae.
AUGGCACCUCCAAAAGCCCAACAAGUUUCUUCUAUGAGAACCGACUUUCAAACAGCAGUCUCAGACAUGCGCAAAGACCUCCUGGAAGUGGGGACAAGAGUAAACGCAUUGGAGGAAAAAACAGACGAACUGUAUCAGGCAAACGAUGCAAUAGUAGAAAAAUUGCAGAAAUUCGAAAAAGAUAACAGGCGCCUGAUGGAAAAAAUGGCGGACCUGGAGGACCGGUCCCGCCGUAAUAAUAUCCACGUGCCUGGAGUGCCGGAAAAGAUAACACACGAAGAACUGACGUCCUACCUACUGCAGCUCUUUCAGGCAAUUCAACCUGCCCUGGAGCCAGCGGAUCUACGCCUUGAUCGGGCGCACCGAGUACCAAAACCCAGCAAACUCUCACAAGAUGUCCCAAGGGAUAUAGUGACUUGA